This is a messenger RNA of Haliotis rufescens (red abalone), 1568 nucleotides long. Its product is annotated as protein unc-93 homolog A-like. The record is from RefSeq and is a predicted model, not a curated record. Bases 115 to 1464 code for a protein of 449 amino acids. The transcript has 4 exons. Lineage: Eukaryota; Metazoa; Mollusca; Gastropoda; Lepetellida; Haliotidae.
CGCGUUGUUUCAGUGAGACUCAUCCCAUCAAGGUACAAAGGGUUUAUGUUGAUUAUAACGCCACUCUACAAAUAUAUGCACUGGCCAGAACAAUACAACACGGGAACAUAAGGAAUGAUGACGUCCGAAUCUGAAGACAAUGGGAAAGACACAACGAUAGAGGGCAAGGAAACCAGAAACUGCUUGAUUUUGGCAUCGGUCUUCCUCGCAGCAUUUACAGCGUACCAUGCCCUACAGAACCUCCAAAGCAGCCUUAACGAGGAACAUGACCUCGGUGUAUUCUCCCUCAGUGCAGUGUAUGGAGCUUUCGUAUUUUCAGGAAUCCUGGCACCGACUGUUAUACGAUAUUUUGGUAUCAAGAGGUGUAUUAUUCUAUCAUGGGUGUGUCACCUCAUCUACACCAUCUCCAACUUCUACCCGGCCUUCUACACCUUGAUCCCGUCGUCACUUCUCCUUGGGGGCAUCUCUGGCUUCUUAUGGACCAGCCAGAGCACGUACAUCACAGCAUGUUCUUAUUCCCUGGCUAAAAGAACGUCGCAAGAAACUUACGUCGUUCUCAGCAAAUUAACUGGUAUGUUCUACUGCAUUUUCCAAACCACACAAAUACCUGGUAAUUUGGUGUCCUCUCUGAUCUUGAAACAAGGAACAUAUGACAAUGUGACAACACAGGCUGUAUGUGGCGCUGACUAUUGCCCAUUGUCCACGAACGGCACUGACAUCUCGACUCCGGAUCAUGGAGUCGUCGAUAUUCUACUUGGAAUAUUCAUUACAUGUGAUGUAUUAGCUCUUGUCAUCACCUUGUGUUUCCUGUCUCCUUUACCGAAGAGUGUCUGGAUUGCGGAAGCCAGUUUGAAGGACUCGCUGUCCUCCUUCUUUGUGACUCUGUUUACCACAAAGUUCAUCUUUCUUGUUCCUUUACUGUUGUACAUGGCAGUGGUGGGGGCAUUCUUCUUUGGAGAUUACACAAGGUCCUACAUCAGCUGCCCCAUUGGGAUCCACAUGGUUGGGUUUGUCAUGGCGGCCUACGGAGCUACAAAUUCAUUUGGAUCUUUCGUGUCAAGUCGAGUAGCUAAGUAUACCGGACGAUAUGUGUUAUUUGCAACGGCGGCACUCAUACAUGCUGCUGUGUUUACUACACUCUACCUCUGGACGCCAAACGAGACGGAUACGAAAUAUAUAAUCCUUUUGCCACUAGCCUGGGCAAUCGCUGAUGGUAUUUUUAUGACACAGUUAAUAGCGUUGGUUGCCCUGUACUUCCCAGACAAGAACGAACCGGCAUUUGCAAACGUCCACACAUGGAUGUCCCUUGGUUCCACGCUCACGUUCGCUCUGAGCAGCAUCCUCUGUGUUUAUGUAAAACUAUAUACUAUGUUUGCUUUGCUGGUAGUUGGAAUGGGGAUGUACGUUGUGGCGGAGAUACUUUACAAAAUGGAAACAAAGAAAUACCUGAACAUAAAUGAAUAAAAAAUAAGUUAAUUAUACCCAUUUUUUUUCUGAUAAUUUUUUCUAUAUGCCACAAGCUGCAAUAUACAGACGUCUGAAAGUAAUGAAUAUUACUGUGCGGAUAU